Messenger RNA from Paramuricea clavata, 934 nucleotides. The record is from the annotation of a GenBank genome assembly. NCBI's taxonomy places the organism in Eukaryota, Metazoa, Cnidaria, Anthozoa, Malacalcyonacea, Plexauridae.
AUGUUCAAACGGAAGGUGUACUGCAAGUUAUUUUUGGUUUCUGGAGCGAUUUGUAUCAUAUACGGCUUAAUCUGGCAAAAAUCAGCUUUGAAAAACCGUUAUGACCUCACAAUUCAGAAGGACGAAUCACAUAUCCAUGUGACAACUAACUCUUCACCGAUGAAUGAAAAACCUUCGAACGAAGAGCAAACACUUCAAAAGGAGGAAUUACGUAUCCAUGUAAUCACUAACUUUCCGCUGAUGAGUGAAAAACCCUGGAACGAAGGCCAAACAGAAACCAACAGAUCCAGACUAUGGCAACGACAGGAAGAACUAGAAGAAACAUUACAGAAAAAUCUCAACCACACUUUAGUCACAACUGUUCAUCUUCUCGUUAAUCAACCAUUAGCCGAACAAAGAUUGAGCGAACAAAAUUUUCACAACAAACACAAAAUAUUUGUACAUCACAUCAACGCCUUGCGGAAAUACAGAGAUUUCUUCGAUUACGUAAACAACAGACUCCAAAAUCAGCUUGUGGUUAUGAUGAACAUGGAUAUUUAUAUUGGCGAAGGAUUUGAAAUGAUAAACAAAACAUUUAUAGUAAAAACUAAAACAUCUUACGUCUUGACACGCCAUGGACGUCAGGAAAAAAGAUGCAAUAUGGGCGGAAAACUUGGAUAUUGUGAAGUAAGCUAUUUCGGUUUACACGAUGCCUACAUUUUUGUGCUUGCACAACCUUUAGACGAGUCUGUCCUGGCAGAGUUGGAUUAUGAUAUGAAUGUCCUUGGAGCGGAAAACAAACUGAUUUGGGUAUUAAGGAACAAGAUGAAAAGGAGACUUCUCAAUCCGUGUAAAUACUUAAAGACCUACCACAACCACUGUGUUGGUAUACAUGGUAGUGUAAGACCACGGAUAAAUGAGGAUAUCGCUUGGAAGGAUGGUGGGGUGGAACCUG